AUGGAGGAAAUUACUAUUUGCACCCCGUCGCCGGAUGAGAUUCCCGAGCUUGUCGGCUAUAUCACCAAAGCCCGAGCCGAGAUGUUUCCUUUUCUCGACCAAGCAUCCAGCGACCAAAUGGCUCAAAAGGAACUCAACAACUUCAGAAAGAAUCACUUUGAUCAUCCACUUGGAUCUUUCCUGACAGCUCGAUCUGAUGGACAACUGAUUGCCACCAUUGGCUACGUUCCUUACGAUGGCCGGUUUCCUUUCCUCAACCUUGAAGCAGAUAAUGUAGUUGAGGUUGUCAGACUAUACGUCAAACCAGAAUGGCGCCGUGCAGGAAUAGCUUCCAAGUUGUUUGCUCGACUCGUUGACACGGCUCAACACGCUGGUGUCAAGCAGCUCUAUCUGCAUACACAUCCUUUCCUGCCAAAUGCCAUUGGGUUUUGGGAACAAAAUGGGUUUUCGAUUAUGAACAUGGAUAAGGAUCCUGUUUGGCAAACGACGCAUAUGAAUCGCGUGCUCAAAGAGUGA
Molecule: messenger RNA, 516 nt
Organism: Fusarium venenatum
Lineage: Eukaryota; Fungi; Ascomycota; Sordariomycetes; Hypocreales; Nectriaceae
Product: acyl-CoA N-acyltransferase
Molecular function (GO): N-acetyltransferase activity
Source: RefSeq, a predicted model, not a curated record